Molecule: messenger RNA, 752 nt
Organism: Gastrolobium bilobum
Lineage: Eukaryota; Viridiplantae; Streptophyta; Magnoliopsida; Fabales; Fabaceae
Product: photosystem I reaction center subunit V, chloroplastic
Exons: 1
Coding region: 75-575 (166 amino acids)
Biological process (GO): photosynthesis
Cellular component (GO): chloroplast thylakoid membrane; photosystem I
Source: RefSeq, a predicted model, not a curated record
UCUUCUGUACUGCACAAAUCUCUUGUCAUAGUUUUAUCUCCAAGUCUAGUAGCACAAACUCCACAAAACCAAAAAUGGCAGCCUCAGCAUCAUCCAUGAUAUCAACUCAUCAUGCCUUAUCAUCCACCAUCCAAAAGCACCAAAUCCAUCAUCACCUGAAGCCAUCCAACGUGUGCUUCCAAGGUCUGAGACCUCUCACGAGGUCCACAACCUCAACCAAAGUGAGCACCUUCACCCCCAACAAAAGGGUUGCUAAUGGGGUUGUGAGAGCAGAACUCAACUCUGCAUUGGUCAUAAGCUUGAGCACUGGCCUAUCCCUUUUCUUGGGUAGGUUUGUGUUUUUCAACUUCCAAAGGGAGAAUGUGGCAAAACAAGGUUUGCCUGAGCAGAAUGGUCUCACACACUUUGAGGCUGGAGACACACGUGCCAAGGAGUAUGUUAGUCUCCUCAAAUCCAAUGACCCUGUUGGCUUCAACAUUGUUGAUGUCUUGGCUUGGGGUUCCAUAGGUCACAUUGUUGCUUAUUAUAUCUUGGCUACAUCCAGCAAUGGCUAUGACCCUAAAUUCUUUGGUUGAUCUUGUUCCAUUAUGUGUUCCUUUCUCUCUUUAUCUUUCUUGGUAGUUUGUAAUGUGAUGUAUAGUUUCUAUGUAAGAUUCAACAAAUCCAGCACCUCAGGUUGUACUAUGCUAAUUUGGUUUGGGUAGCAGAUGCUAUGAUUAAUGGAAAAUGGGACUUCUCUCUAUGUUGAAUUA